ACUGCUGCUCUGAUUUGCAUCAGUGGCGGAGCCCUUCAAGCAGACUCAAUCAAUGUUGCCUUGCUUUUCGUGGCACGUUUCAUCACUGGAUGUGGGAUUGGAAUGAUCGUUUUUCUCAUACCUAUUUUCCAGGAAGAAAUCUCUCCUCCCGUGGCCUUUUAGUUAGCCAACAUGGCAUUUGUCGUUUUAUCACCCGAACCAAUGAUCUGACCAUGAUACAAUACAAGGGGCUUGGAUCGUUUUCGGGUAUGCGAUUGCAAGCUAGAUUAGUGUGCGGAAUUUCUUUUCCUCCGCACUCAACUUUCAGUGGCACUUCCGUCUUGCUCUCUAUGUAUCUUUCUCCUUGGCUUAUUUUGCUGCUGUCUGUCGGUUUCCAAGUCCCCGCGUUGGCUACUCAUGCACAGGUGCCAUGCAGAAAGUCAGGAUAUUAUCUCCCGCCUUCAUGUCGACGGAAAUAUUGCGGACGCCGACAAGGUUUCAUAUGCCCAAAAAGAUUUCCAUCAAAUGGUCAAACACGUAGAAAUGUGCUUGCAUGCAUGGAUCGCUGUAGGUGGCGCCCGCCAGAUGUACAUAUAGCAAGGCAUCAUACCGUACAAGGAUGAUGAUUGGGUUCCUCCCCAAGCUACUUGGUGUAAUGGUCGUCUCGAAUACCUCCUAUGCUAUUCUCUGUUUUGUCGACACACGGAACAGACUACAUGGGUAAUUUGUAUAACGACUUGGGCUUUAACGGGGAAUUGGUUUAGAUC
Suillus plorans is the source of this 746-nucleotide messenger RNA. RefSeq lists its product as uncharacterized. The record is from RefSeq and is a predicted model, not a curated record. The coding region runs from base 90 to 602 and encodes 170 amino acids. NCBI's taxonomy places the organism in Eukaryota, Fungi, Basidiomycota, Agaricomycetes, Boletales, Suillaceae. The transcript has 2 exons.